AUGGAUAUUGUCGUCCGCGGGCAGAUUGGAAACGAAAAUUCUAAAACACUUGUNUUGCAUGGAUUUACUGAAAAAAUUAUAGCGGAAAGAAAACUUUAUCACGAACAAACGAACGGUAGAUAUUUGAAAAUUAUCGAAAAUAACGAUGUGACAGAAACAGACGGCAGAGAAAUAUAUGGAAGGGAAAAAAAGCGACUCGCUAUGUUGGAUCUUCUAAUAGCAGCUUCGCGUGAACAUCAUUUGACUGAUAUGGAUAUAAGAGAAGAAGUAGAUACUUUCACAUUUGAAGGUCACGACACUACAGCGAUAGCUAUAUCCUAUACUUUAUUACUGUUAGCAGAACACAAGGAAAUUCAGGUACUUCUUGACAGAGACAAGCGAUAUAUUUUAUUGGGGAUGCUAAUUAAUUUUGUUCAGUUAUUUAGUCGUUAGUAUUCUAUUAAAGAAAAAGUUAGAUCCUUAUUUAAAAGGUAGAAGUACUAGCUAGUCGAAUAUAUUCUUCCAUAUAUCAAUUAAAAUUAAUUAAUCAAAUGGGAAUAUUCAGGAAUACCCUCUCUAAAAUAAAUAUAAAUAUAUAUAUAAACCUAUAUAUAUAUAUAUA
Molecule: messenger RNA, 601 nt
Organism: Dinoponera quadriceps
Lineage: Eukaryota; Metazoa; Arthropoda; Insecta; Hymenoptera; Formicidae
Product: cytochrome P450 4C1-like
Exons: 4
Coding region: 1-432 (143 amino acids)
Molecular function (GO): monooxygenase activity; iron ion binding; heme binding
Source: RefSeq, a predicted model, not a curated record